CAGCAUAGGAAAUAGUCGCUCAGAACCGUUCCGGACCUCUUCCGAAGAAGCCAUCGUCCAGUAUGAGAUAUCUCGCGCUGAUUUGUUUUCUAUUCGUUUCAUCGGAUUCAUUACCUACAAGAUCCAAAUAUGACUACAACUGUGAGACCAGAACCGGUAACUACGAAGGAGACCUACUUUUAACUGAACGUCAAGUAGACACAAUAAAAGCCGGGCGUGAACCCUUGAUAACAGAAGUGGACAAAUGGAUCAACAAUUUGGUUCCUUAUGUGAUGGAUGCGGAAUUUUUAUCAUUGGAACACGCUCAACUCAUCCGAGACGCAAUGGCAGAAAUCGAAGAGUUGAGCUCCAUCCGGUUCAUAACAAGAAGCCACGAGCACGCGUAUCUGGUAGUUUCCGGAGAAUCUACCGGAUGUUGGUCUACACUCGGUCGCAAUCGGGGCUUGAAUCGAAUGAAUCUUUCACCGACUGAGUGCUUCCGGAAAGGCACUAUCGUUCACCAGUUGCUUCACGUGCUGGGAUUCGUUCACGAGACCAACUCCUUGGAUCGUGAUUUUUACGUUGACAUCAAUUUAGAUCAUGUUCGACCGAAACACAAGAAUGAUUUACAAGUGUACGGAGGAGCGUCCGUGCCGGACUAUGGGAUUCCCUUCGAUGUGGACAGUAUAAUGAACUUUGGUCCAACACAUUUUGCCCGGGAUGGUCUGGACACGAUUAUUGUAAAGAACGAUAAUCGAACUCUAGGCCAAAGAGAAAAACUCAGUGUAAAGGAUAUUAGGAAGCUGAACAUGAUGUAUAACUGCGGAUGGUGCUGA
Topomyia yanbarensis is the source of this 815-nucleotide messenger RNA. Its product is annotated as zinc metalloproteinase nas-14-like. Gene Ontology annotation, biological process: proteolysis. Lineage: Eukaryota; Metazoa; Arthropoda; Insecta; Diptera; Culicidae. Bases 63 to 815 code for a protein of 250 amino acids. The transcript is spliced from 4 exons. Gene Ontology annotation, molecular function: metalloendopeptidase activity; zinc ion binding. The record is from RefSeq and is a predicted model, not a curated record.